GCCCCUUUCAAGUGACAGUUAAAGUUUAGCUGGCUCGUUCAAAACAAACCCGCAUAUUUUCAUUCGUUUUUGGGUCGGUCGGAUUUUCUUCGCGUGAAUGCUGCCGGACAAUCUGCCAGCCGUGAUCGGCGGCGAGAAGUGUUCCAGCGAGCUGCUGCACCAGGACAAUUUCUUCCACAGAAUGCAAGUCGCAGUUCAACUAGCAUCAUCAAUCUACCUAGAUCAAAAGUUUAUCAAAACUUUCGCUACAACACCUUGUUAAACAACGCACACACCUGUUCUUUCUAGUCUCCGGAGGUCGACGAUGUUCCUGAUAGGACAAACCGUCAGUAGACGUUGCACCGCAGCACGGCCGAGUUCGUUUGUGGUGCCCCCGUGGAACGCAUUUUCCUCUCAACCGGAUGUACCGUUUGGACACGGGGCUGCGAUCUAAUGUGCUUGUGUCUGCCCGAGUUCAGCUGCGAGCUCUACAGUGAGCGCAUGUUCGGCUCUACCCCGUACAGCACCACCGCCACCACCUACAUCCCGAUCCUCGUCGCGAUCCUGAUCGCGGCCACUGUCGGGCUGUGCCUUAUCAUCAAGGAGAUGCAACUCGGCAAACUAAGUCCGGCAGGGAACGGACGUGGGAUUAACUUGCCAGAUAUGCCCUCAACCAGACCUCCUGUCGGGGUAAUACAAGCGGGAAGUGGAGUGUUCCCGCUCGAUGGGCAACAAAACGACGGACAUAAGCACCCGAUUAUCGCCACGGUGCAAACCGUAACCACGUAUGCUGGAAAUUUUCUGCUUGAGCCGGCCAGGGAAUACAUAAAUGAUGGUUUGGUUCAGGUGAGAUACUUUAAGGUUUUUUUUAUUCCUUAGUGUUAACCUCACAAAACAAUGUUUGAUGCCAUCUAGUUCAUUUUGUUAUAAGCUCAAAUAUUAUCGUUUGCAAACAUAAUUUCUUAGCGACUCAAACAUAAAAAGACUCGCGCCUCGCGAAACCUCAAAAGAUAGUUCGUUGAAUGUUUGUUAAAUUCCAUUUUUGACUGUAUUUGUUGGUUAAUAGCUCUGUAAACACUUUCCAACUUAUUUGCAUGCUAAGAUUAA
Culex quinquefasciatus (southern house mosquito) is the source of this 1086-nucleotide messenger RNA. RefSeq lists its product as uncharacterized. Lineage: Eukaryota; Metazoa; Arthropoda; Insecta; Diptera; Culicidae. Bases 433 to 858 code for a protein of 141 amino acids. The transcript is spliced from 4 exons. The record is from RefSeq and is a predicted model, not a curated record.